AUGGGUUCAGGAAUAAUCUGGAAACUGUUCUCAACAAGUGGUUGCGUUUCUUCCACCCAGGUGCUCAAAGCCAUAAAGUCUUUUGGAAAUGGCUCAUCCGGGGGUCUCGACGGUUUGCGUCCUCAGCAUCUCAAAGUCCUACUUUCCGGCCCCCUGCCAAUUGACGACCUAUUAAAUUCCCUAACGAAUUUUAUAAAUUUGGUUCUGUCGGGCGCCUGUCCACCCACGGAGCCAUCUGGCAUUUCAGUGCAAGAUGGCAAGCGACCAGACGGUUGUACUCUUACUCCCUGGAGAGCUGGUAAAUGUUUAGCUUGGGAUGUUACGGUUCCUGGUACCUUGGCCGAGCGCUACGUUCACCUUACCAGCUAA
Messenger RNA from Helobdella robusta, 369 nucleotides. RefSeq lists its product as hypothetical. Lineage: Eukaryota; Metazoa; Annelida; Clitellata; Rhynchobdellida; Glossiphoniidae. The coding region runs from base 1 to 369 and encodes 122 amino acids. The transcript has 2 exons. The record is from RefSeq and is a predicted model, not a curated record.